Messenger RNA from Hibiscus syriacus, 3294 nucleotides. Its product is annotated as eukaryotic translation initiation factor 3 subunit A-like. Lineage: Eukaryota; Viridiplantae; Streptophyta; Magnoliopsida; Malvales; Malvaceae. Gene Ontology annotation, cellular component: eukaryotic translation initiation factor 3 complex, eIF3e; multi-eIF complex; eukaryotic translation initiation factor 3 complex, eIF3m. Gene Ontology annotation, molecular function: mRNA binding; translation initiation factor activity. Gene Ontology annotation, biological process: translation reinitiation; formation of cytoplasmic translation initiation complex. The coding region runs from base 116 to 3091 and encodes 991 amino acids. The record is from RefSeq and is a predicted model, not a curated record. The transcript is spliced from 14 exons.
UUUUUUUAUAAGUUUUAGGUUUUACCGUCUUAUCUUCGUUAGCUGCCGAAACUUCUUACCAUUGCUUGCAAGACGAGGCAAAUAGUUGGCGGUGUUAAGAAUUUGAUUGAAAAACAUGGCGCAUUUUAUGAAACCAGAGAAUGCGUUGAAGCGAGCAGAAGAGUUGAUUAAUGUGGGGCAGAAGCAAGAUGCAUUGCAGGCACUUCACAAUGUAAUAACUUCAAAGAGGCACAGAGCUUGGCAGAAGUCGCUUGAAAAGAUAAUGUUCAAAUAUGUAGAACUGUGUGUUGACAUGCGGAAUGGCCGGUUUGCCAAAGAUGGUCUGAUUCAAUAUCGGAUCGUAUGUCAACAAGUGAACGUUAGUUCUUUGGAGGAGGUUAUCAAGCACUUCAUGCAUCUUUCUACUGAGAAAGCCGAGCAGGCUCGUAGUCAUGCACAAGCCCUAGAAGAAGCUCUUGAUGUUGAUGAUCUUGAAGCUGAUAAAAGGCCAGAAGACUUGAUGCUAAGUUACGUCAGUGGAGAGAAAGGAAAGGACAGGUCUGAUCGUGAACUUGUUACUCCUUGGUUCAAGUUUCUUUGGGAGACGUAUAGAACGGUGCUUGAAAUAUUACGGAACAAUUCUAAGUUGGAAGCACUCUAUUCGAUGACUGCACAUCGCGCAUUCCAGUUCUGCAAGCAGUAUAAGCGAACAACAGAGUUCCGAAGGUUAUGUGAGAUUAUAAGGAAUCAUUUAGCAAAUCUGAAUAAAUAUAAAGACCAGAGGGACAGACCUGACCUAUCUGCACCAGAGAGCUUGCAAUUGUAUCUUGAUACAAGAUUUGAGCAGCUAAAAAUUGCUACUGAGCUUGGACUUUGGCAGGAAGCUUUUCGUUCUGUUGAAGAUAUUCAUGGAUUGAUGUUUAUUGUCAAGAAAACUCCCAAGGCUUCGUUGAUGGGGGUUUAUUAUGCCAAGUUAACUGAAAUAUUCCGGAUUUCAGGCAGCCAUCUUUAUCAUGCUUAUGUGUGGUUCAAGCUAUUUUCACUUCAAAAAAGCUUUAAUAAAAACUUAAGUCAGAAGGAUUUGCAGUUGAUAGCUUCAUCAGUUGUUUUGGCUGCACUGUCAGUGACUCCUUAUGAUCAAAUGCUUGGUGCAUCACACUUGGAACUUGAAAAUGCUAAAGAGCGCAACCUCCGAAUGGCAAAUCUUAUAGGAUUUAAUCUUGAUUCUAAACUUGAGAAUAGAGAAGUGUUUUCAAGGUCAUCACUUCUUACAGAACUGGUCUCUAAAGGUGUACUUAGUUGUGCAACUCAAGAAGUUAAAGAUCUUUACCAUCUUUUGGAACAUGAAUUUCUCUCUCUGGAUGUAGCAUUAAAGACACAGCCUCUGUUGAUGAAAAUAUCAAAACUGGGUGGAAAACUGGCUUCAGCUUCAUCUAUUCCAGAAGUUCAGCUCUCUCAUUAUGUUCCAACGCUUGAAAAGCUUGCUACCCUUAGGUUGCUUAAGCAGGUGUCUCAGGUUUACCAGACAAUGAAAAUUGAAAGUUUGUCUCAAGUUAUCCCCUUUUUUGAUUUUUCAAUGGUUGAAAAAAUUUCUGUUGAUGCUGUGAAACAUAAAUUCAUAGCCUUGAAAGUUGACCACAUGAAGGGUGUUCUACUAUUUGGUAGUAUGGGUCUUGAAUCUGACAAGUUUCGUGAUCACCUGACUCUUCUUGCUGAGUCUUUGAGUAAAGCUAGAGCCAUGAUAUACCCUUCUACCAAGAAAGCGUCAAAGUUGAGUGAAGUUUUACCAGGUUUAGGGGAGAUUGUAGAUAAAGAACACAAAAGGCUUCUGGCUAGGAAAUCAAUUAUCGAGAAAAGAAAGGAAGAACAAGAACGUCAACUAUUAGAAAUGGAACGUGCGGAGGAGUCGAAGAGGCAGAUGUUGCAAAAGAAAACUGAAGAAGUUGAAAAAAAGAGACUUGCUGCUAUGUUUGAGCAACAGCGAGCUGAAAGAAUCCGUAAGGAAAUCGAAGAGCGAGAGCUUGAAGAGGCACAGGCACUGCUACAGGAAACUGAAAAGCAUUUGAAAAGAGGGAAAAAGAAACCAAUUUUAGAUGGGGAGAAAUUGACGAAACAAACCUUGAUUGAGCGGGCAAUGACCGAGCAGCUCAAGGAGAGGCAGGAGCAGGAGAAGAGACUGCAAAAAGUUGCCAAAAUAAUGGACCAUCUGGAAAGGGCAAAGAGAGAGGAGGCAACACCCUUGAUUGAAGCUGCUUUUCAACGACGAUUGGUAGAAGAGAAGGCACUUCAUGAACAUGAGCAACAGAUGGAAGUUGAGUUGAGCAGACAGCGCCAUGAUGGGGACUUGAAAGAGAAGAAUAGAUUGGCACGCAUGUUAGAAAAGAAGAUGAUAUUCCAGGAAAGAGUAAUCAAUCGUCGGCAAGCUGAGUUUGACCAGCGUAGAGCGGAGAGAGAAGAGAAAAUCAAACAAAUCAUUCUGGCCCGCAAGCAAGAAAGAGAUAUUAAGAGAAAGAAAAUAUUCUAUGUGAGGUCUGAAGAGGAGAGAAUAAGAAAGCUGCGUGAAGAGGAGGAAGCUCUAAAACGCGAAGAAGCUGAGAGACGAAGGAAAGAAGAAGCUGAGCGCAGAGCAAAAUUGGAUGAGAUAGCCGAAAAGCAGAGACAAAGAGAACGAGAACUGGAAGAGAAAGAGAAGCUGAGGCGAGAAGCACUCUUAGGAAAGUCAAAUGAGGGGCUUUCUAGGCCUUCUGAGCUUCCUGCCAGGUCCUCUACUGAGCCUGGAGUUGCUGCUUCUGCCCCAUCUUCUGGGAAAUAUGUUCCUAGGUUCCGUCGAGAAAAAACUGAAAGCUCCAGUCCAGCUCCACCUUCAGAACCUGAUCGCUGGACCAGGCCUGCACUCUCAGAAUCUGAUCGACGCCCUCCUGGAAGCAGGGCCCCUCCAUCACAAUCUGAUCGUUGGACUAGUGGCAGCAGUGUUCCACCUCCGGAUUCUGAUCAUUUUGGCAGUGGUGGUAGCAGGGGCUUACCUCCAGAUUCAAAUCGUCCGGGUGGUGCUGGUAAUACUGGCAAACCAGAACCUUGGCGGCCUUCAAGAUCCAGGAAUCAACGAGGUUGAUCCAACUUCUCUGAAAUAAAAAAUUUGCGCGAAAUUAUAUAUGGUUGGAGGUGACACUUGAGAACUCUAGCUUAUUUAUUUGUUGUUUAAUAAGACUUGGGUGGAUUCCUAGUUUUGGUGAGGCUGCUGGUGAGGAAUAUCAACUUCUGUAGAACCUCUCGAGUCUUGUUAAUAAUGGCGAAUUUUGUUUCUAAACUUUCUUU